AUGUCUCCCGCCCACCACGCUGAGCUCAGGGAGGCAAUCAAAAAGACAGUCGACAUGUUCGUCCGCGGGUACCAGGUCGCCAGCGAGCACAAGGACACCAAGUACCUGUCGACGGUGCUGACGCCCGACUGCACGCGCUACUUCAGCCCGGCGUCGUUCCUCGUCCUGUACGGCGCGCCGCCGGGCGUCGGGCUCGACAACGCGGCGUACGAGGCGUCGUUCGCGGCCGAGCUGCCGUACGGGUGGUGUGUGGGCUCUGACCUCGCCAACGUCACCAUCGACACGGACGCGCGCACCGCCGCCGCCACCUCCACGUACACGAUGCAGUUCGCCGACGGCACCACGCUCGCCGACUUCGAGUUCGCCUGGUUCCUCAACUUCAGCGCCGACGGCGCCAGGGUCUCCAAGAUCGUCGAGUGGGUCGACGCUACCACCACCGGAACGUUCCACGCCAAGAUCAAGGAGCUGCAGGCCAAGGCGGAGGCCGGGGAGAAAUAG
This is a messenger RNA of Lasiosphaeria miniovina, 498 nucleotides long. RefSeq lists its product as uncharacterized. The transcript has a single exon. The record is from RefSeq and is a predicted model, not a curated record. NCBI's taxonomy places the organism in Eukaryota, Fungi, Ascomycota, Sordariomycetes, Sordariales, Lasiosphaeriaceae. The coding region runs from base 1 to 498 and encodes 165 amino acids.